UCCAUCGAAUAACUUGAUUAUUAUAUCGUAUCGCAAUGACUUACUCUACGCUAGAAGUGCAUUCCCUAAUUAAUAUAAGAGGGGAAAAGUGGUUAGUAAUAAAAAACAAUAAAUUCAAAAAAUUGCGUAUUGCUCAAGGAGGUCGAGUGCUUUGGAGGUGCACGAAAACCAAAUAUUGUCCAGCAAGAGUGCUUACGUCCAAUUUCGAAGACAAUAUAGUAAAGUGGGCAAAAUUGAAACAUGACCACUCUAAAAAUCCAAUUUUGUCUAUAAACAAAAGACUUGGACACAAAAAAUCAACGAUUUCUUCCCAAGAAAACUUGAGAGAAAAUAUGGAAGGAACUAAAGCUAAAGAGAUUAUAUCUUUAAACAAAGUGAUUACUAUAAAGAAAGAACAAGAAACAGAUGAAGAAGUGCCUAAAAAGUUCUCAUCAAGUGAAUCUGCUCCAGAUAAUAUGAAUCUUUCCGAAAUCAUAUUUCCUUAUAUGCUCCCGAAAGAUAAGGUGGAAAUUGUGCGCGGGACGGGUGUAUUUAUUUCUGAGAGUGGAUUGGACUUUAUUAAAGAAAAGCUCAAACACGCACAACUUUCGAUAAUUAGAAACGUACUGCGGCACCUUCUUGGGCCCGAGAAUUUAAAAUAUUUAAAUAUCGCCGGAGAUGGAGAAACCGGAACUAUUACAAUGCCUGACAAAGUUUUUAUAGCUCUCCUAUUAUUCCUCACACAGAAUUCCAGUAAAGAAUCUAAUCACCUUUCGAUAAACUGUUUUAUCCAAUGUAUAAAGGAGACCUUCGAAACUGCUAGGGUCGAUGCAAGGUUUGCGGAAAGCCAAAAAAAUUUAACGGAUUAUGUUUCUAGGAAGAACGUUACCAAUGACAACACAAAAUCUAUGAAUAAAAUUUUAAGAAAUCGGCGCAGACGCCUUAAACAAAAAAAGUCUGCUAUCAACUCUACCAACAAGAUCAGCAGUUCUACAGUCAAUUCUUCAAGUAUAUGCAAACCGCAAAAAUCUGCUAAGGCCACCAAAAACAGCAAUAACUCUACGGCCAAUAAUUCCACAAAUCGACGUAAACAUCGGCAAAUUGGAAACUACUCUACCAACAACAGCAACAAUGCUACAAUAUACAACAGCAACAAUGCUACAAACAAUAACAGCAACAAUGCUACAACCAACAACAGCAAAAAUGCUACAACCAACAAUUCCAUAAAUCGCCAUAAACGGCGAAGAUCUGUUGACAACUCUACCAACAACAGCAACAACGCUACAACCCACAAUUCCAGAAAUCGACGUAAACGGCGAACAUCUUCAAACAACUCUACUAACAACAGCAACAACGCUACAGUCAACAAUUCCAAAAAUCGACGUAAGCGGAGAAAAUCUUUAAACAACUCUAUCAACAGUAACAACUCAACAGUCAAUAAUUACACAACUCGAAGUAAACGUCGAAAGUUAUCUGCUGGUGAAUUCUAUUCUGAUGAUCAAAUUAAUUCAGGGUAUAUACCUUCUGAUUUAGAAAUAUAUGCAAGAUCAGUUUAUUCCAGUUAUUACAAUUAUUAUAAUAAGCGCGCAGAUUUACGUAGAGAAAUGCGAGUCUGGGACUGAGUCCCAGACUUGCCAUAUCAUCGCACAUAAAACAUAUAGUACUCUUCCCGAAAAUAUCAACCUGGAAAUUGAUUUCUAGACUUUUAGUACUCAAUGCACGAUUUUUGAUCUGCAUUUUUCUCAUUUUCUGCAUUUUUUAAAUCUAUUCUCUAAAUCCAGAACUUUUUUGCUGAAUUUAAAACAAGUUUUAAUGUGAGACAUGUUAACUAUUGUUAUCCCCGCCUUCUGAAUUUUGUGGGCCUUUAAAUGCAGGGUACUAUUUUUCUAUUUGGACUUCAAAAUUAAAAGACUAAUUUUCUUUUAAUACAUUUUUAUGUAAAAUUUUAAUUUUUUAGUGUGGGGAGAUUUCGGAUUAAUUUAUACUAGUUAUCUCAAGUUGAAAAAUGAGCAUUUGUUAAUAAUAAUUUUUAAAAUCAAAGAAAAGUAUUCCUACUGUUAAUUAUAACUAAUUUUUGAAUAUAAUUGAAAGCGAACGUUAUGAAUGCAUAUUUUAUCUUUAAAUUGUUUAUUUAAACAUAGUUAUUUAGAGUUUUAUAUUUUCGUUUUCUCUUUAGGUAAAAGUUGCAAUUCUUAUUUAAUACUAAUAUUGUAGGGCUCAUUUUAUUCUUUUAAUGAUUCUCUAAAAACUUCAAUGGUAUGUUUUUAUUUAAAAUAUUCUAGUCAGGAAUCAUUAAUUGUUAAUGGACAAUUAAAAAAAAAUUUUCCAUAUCUCAAUUUUUAAAUAUAAAAAAGUACCAAAGCGAUUGGUAGAAAAUCGUCCACGGAAUAAAAUGAGCCGUACAAUUUUAGGAAUAAAAAAGAAUUGCAACUUAUACCUAAAGAGAAAGCCAGAAACUCUAAAUAACUAAUUUAAAUAACCAAUUUAAACCUAAAAUAUUUUUAUCUAAAGUUCGCUUUCACUACUCUUUUAAAAUUACUAAAAACUAACUGUAGGAAUAUUAUUCCUAAUUUUAAACAUAAGUUUUAAGAAUACUUAAUAAUUAAUAUUUCAAGAUAACCAGUACAAUAUAUUUUUUAACAUUAAAAAAUCCGUACUUAAAAAUAUGAAAAC
Messenger RNA from Belonocnema kinseyi, 2652 nucleotides. RefSeq lists its product as uncharacterized. Lineage: Eukaryota; Metazoa; Arthropoda; Insecta; Hymenoptera; Cynipidae. The transcript has 5 exons. The coding region runs from base 36 to 1601 and encodes 521 amino acids. The record is from RefSeq and is a predicted model, not a curated record.